Molecule: messenger RNA, 4131 nt
Organism: Nyctereutes procyonoides (raccoon dog)
Lineage: Eukaryota; Metazoa; Chordata; Mammalia; Carnivora; Canidae
Gene: CCDC170
Product: coiled-coil domain containing 170
Exons: 12
Coding region: 181-2304 (707 amino acids)
Biological process (GO): microtubule cytoskeleton organization
Cellular component (GO): Golgi apparatus
Molecular function (GO): microtubule binding
Source: RefSeq, a predicted model, not a curated record
UCCGCCGCGGCCGCUCCUCCCGCUGCAGGCGUCGCGACCCGGCCAGCGAGGCCGCCCGCAGCGCCUGCCGCCCGCAGCGCCUGCCGCCCGCGCCCGAGGAAAGAUUGGAUUAAUGGCUGAUUUCAAAUCCUAAACCUCCAUGCUGAGCAACUUUCGUGGCUUGUCAAGCAGAGGCUAAGGAUGUCCUCGGCACGCUGUGUAGCACAGACUAAAGAAAUUUAUGACCAUCUCCUGGAAGUCCCAGUCUCUCGGGACCAAUUAAACCACUAUCGGAAUGUGGCUGAAGACGCUCGAAGUGAACUGGCGGCAACUUUGGUCAAAUUUGAAUGUGCUCAGUCUGAGCUUCGAGACCUCCGCUCCAAGCUGCUUUCUAAAGAAGCCUUCUGUCAAGAGUUGAAAGCUGAAAUGGAGAAUUACAAAGAAAAUAAUGCUAGAAAAUCAUCUCUCCUCACCUCUCUGAGAGACAGAGUUCAGGAGCUGGAAGAAGAAUCAGCAGCACUUACCGCUUCUAAAAUUAGAACGGAAAUCACAGCUCACACUGCAAUCAAGGAGAACCAGGAGUUAAAGAAGAAAGUUGCAGAACUAGAUGAGAGCUUCCAAAAGUGUUUAAAGGAAAAUGAGGAGAAUAAGAAUCAAGUCUCAAAGAAUUGCAGGCAACAUGAAGAAUUUCUAGCUCAACUUGGUGACUGCUUAGAUCCAGACAAGAAGAAUGAAAAGGCAUCAUAUGAAGAUUUAAUUCUAAAGCUUAGAGAGCUGUGUGAAGAAAAUGCAUUCGUCAAAGGACAGAUUGUUACUCUUGAAGAGACUAUAAAUGUCCAUGAGAUGGAAGCAAAAGCUAGCAGAGAAACCAUCAUGAGGCUGGUUUCAGAAGUAAACAGAGCGCAGGAAAAAGCUGUCUCCUGCACUAAAGAGAAAGGCAAGCUGAACCAGGACUUGCUCAAUGCUGUAGAGACAAAGGAAGCUCUUGAGAUGGAAGUUAGGAUCCUCCAAGAGAGGCUGCUCGCUGGCCAGCAGGUCUGGGAUGCUUCAAAGCAGGAACUGAACCUCUUGAAGAAAAGGUCUUGUGAGUUGGAGAAGAGUCUAGAGGCCAGCGUGGAUGCGGCUGCAGCCUCGCGAAGCCAGUACUUCUCAUUUAGGGAGAAAGUCGCAGCCCUGCUUAGAGGCAGCUGGGGCACGACUGGGCCAAAGGAGGAUGCCAUUUUGGAAAGGAUCCGAGAAAUGACCAGCCAAGAGGAAAGCAGGAAAAAGAUGGUCUCCCAGCUUGAAGCCCAAAUAUCUGAGCUUGUUGAACAGUUGGGAAAGGAGUCUGGGUUUCACCAGAAAGCUCUACAGAGAGCCCAGAAAGCAGAAAACAAGUUGGAGGUUCUUCAGGGUCAGCUGACACACCUGGAGGGAGAGCUGGUUUCUGGAGAUGUUUUGCGAGAUAACUUGAAUUUUGAGAAACAAAAAUAUCUUAAGUUUCUGGAUCAGCUCUCAGAGAAAAUGAAACUGGACCAGAUGGCUGCUGAACUUGGCUUUGACAUGCGUCUGGAUGUAGUUUUAGCUCGCACGGAGCAGCUGGUCCGUCUUGAGAGCAAUGCAGUUAUUGAAAACAAGACACUUGCCUACAAUUUACAGAGAAAGCUUAGGACUCAGAAAGAAAGACUGGAGAGCAAAGAACUGCAUAUGAGCCUCCUGCGGCAGAAAAUCGCCCAGCUGGAGGGGGAAAAGCAGGUGCGUUCGGCCCUAGCAGUGGAGAGAGAUGAAGCCAGUCUCACCCUAAGAAAGUUGCAGAAGAAGGUGGAGAGGCUGCAGAAGGAACUGAGUGUGUGUCGAGAAGCGAACACGGAGCUCAAAGCCAAGCUGGCUGACACCAGUGAGCUUAAGAUUAAAACUUUGGAACAGACCAAAGCCAUUGAAGAUCUAAAUAAAUCGAGAGACAAACUUGAGAAGAUGAAGGAGAAAGCUGAGAAAAAGCUAACGUCUGUCAAGUCAGAACUGGAUACCACAGAGCGCGAGGCUCAGGAGGAGAAAGAGAGAGCCAAGAACAUGAUAGAAGUGGUAACCAGCGAAAUGAAGACACUAAAAAAAUCUCUGGAAGAAGUAGAAAGGAGAGAAAAGCAGCUGGUGGACUUCAGAGAGGUGAUUUCCAAGAUGCUGGGCUUGAACAUGACCAGUCUUGCACUUCCUGACUAUGAAAUCAUCAGAUGUCUUGAAAGACUGAUCCAUUCACAUCAGCAUUAUUUUGUCACCUGUGCCUGCCUCCAAGAUGUGCCACCUAGAGGAGAGAGGCACACACAGAGCCACUUAAAACUUCUUCAUUAAACACCAUCUCUCUUGGGGGAAGUGGAGCUAAGAGAUGGGAUGCAACUGUUGAUUUCACAAAUUCCCCAAACCUUUGAAAUGUGAUCAGUGUGUGAAUACCAUAUACUUUGAUGAUGGAGUGAGAAUCCAUCAUUUGCAAAAGAAGAUCUCAGAGGUUCCAGCUGUAGGUAAAUGUUUCACACUAAAAACACCUAUUAUUUUAUUUGCUAGCACUAUGGGACCCAGAAGGAUUCCAGUAGAUUGAAUAUCUAGAUGGGCAGUGGCAGUUGGGAAUUAACAUUUAUGGGAUUACUUUUAUAAGUUAGGGGCUUUACUACCCAAUUUAAUUCUCAUAAUAGCCACAUGGAGAAGCUUUAAUGUUUCAUUUUACAACCUCUCUGGGGCUCAGAAGGUGUUACCUACUCUGAGAUCGCAAUUGGUGGUGAUUGAACCAACAGUCUUACCACAUUGGCUCUGAAUCAAAGGCUGUGCCUUCUCUGUUAUUCCACGCUCCUCUAGCUUCUCCCGAGAUCCUGUGAUCCUGGUGAAAAUUGCCCCCAUAAGGGACUGAGGAUGUCCGAAAAGUGACUGAGAUUCAUGAUUGCUACCCAUAUGAUUUCUUUAAAAAGCAGUAUACCUAAUUAUUUGGAUAAAACAUACAUAGGUCUGAGGUCCUAUAGGAAACUUACCUGUUUUAAAUGUUGCUGCCAGAUUGCCUUUGGUGGUAAUUUUUCAUGUUUGAAUAGGGUUGGUCUCUGUCCUUUAAGAAUGAAACCUUUAAUGUGAAACCUUAUAAAAUGAAGGAAUCCUGCACAGGUUUAUUCCCCAAUAUAUCACAUGUACUGACGGCAAGAGUACUUUUUAAGGAUCGGGAUUUUAUUAUGAAUUUCCAUCGCUUUCUGCAUUCUUUUUAAAUUUCUAUUCCACAAGUAUUUUUUUAGGAAACUGUAUUCUUAACUUUAUUGACAGAAAUUUUUAUGUUUUGGGGGUGAUUGUCUUAUUUUUGCCAUAUGGAAUUUUUUUAAGAGUCUCUAAAGAAAGCACUAGGGUCUGAUUAAGGGAAAGGGGAAAAUAGAUUAGACCCAAAAUUAAGAGGAAAAGCAAAUUCUAGAGGAAAGGAAAUGCAUUUGACACUUAGAGUUUGAAUGACAGAUCACACAGAGGGAGAGUGAUCAAGGAUGUGUUCCCUGGGGGAUGGAUCAUGGUCACCCAGCCUCUUCCUCUUGUGCAAGGACAGUAUGAAAUAGUAUUUAUGAUAGAAUACACAUACCUGCACAGCCCUGAUUGAGGACAUGAGCUAGAUUUGCAGCAGGCAGGAGAGGUGGCCUUGUAUUUUCCCAGCAGAAGACCUGCAGUCUCUGGAGACCCCUCACAUGAUCCAGAGAUACAGUGGCUGCUGCUCGAAGCCACAUUCACCCAGAGUGGAGGAAGCGAUUUUACCAUGUGGGUCUCUGGAGGCCUGAAUUGCUGAAUAGCUCUGCUUCAUUCCACACCAUGGAAAGGUGGAGGUGUUUAUAGAUGCAGGGAUUGUUUUUAUACCUUCCCUCUGUUUUCAUUUUCCAAAUACAAUCUUUAAUGAACUUCAUUUCUUUUCUCCGUAAAUUCAUCUUCAACACUCUUCAAAGACACUUUUGACAACAUCACUUUAAAAAUAUCAACUGUCAGGAUGCCUGGGUGGCUCAACGGUUGAGCAUCUGCUUUUGGCUCAGGAUGUGAUCCCUGAGUCCUGGGAUUGAGUCCCACAUCGGGCUUCCUGCAUGGAACCUGAUUCUCCGUCUGCCUGUGUCUCUGCCUCUUUCUCUUUAUGUCUCUCAUGAAUAAAUAAAUAAAAUCUUUAAGAAAAAAACA